Messenger RNA from Manduca sexta (tobacco hornworm), 2101 nucleotides. RefSeq names its product YTH domain-containing protein 1 (gene Ythdc1). Gene Ontology annotation, biological process: mRNA splicing, via spliceosome; regulation of alternative mRNA splicing, via spliceosome. The record is from RefSeq and is a predicted model, not a curated record. Bases 223 to 1557 code for a protein of 444 amino acids. Gene Ontology annotation, molecular function: N6-methyladenosine-containing RNA reader activity; mRNA binding. Gene Ontology annotation, cellular component: nucleoplasm. The transcript has a single exon. NCBI's taxonomy places the organism in Eukaryota, Metazoa, Arthropoda, Insecta, Lepidoptera, Sphingidae.
UGGCAACAUCUUAUACUAGCUGCCAUAGCCAAUAUUCAUUUAGCUUGCUUGAAUCGUCAAUCGAGUUGAUUGUAAAAAACAUUUAGAGCUAAAUUCUAAAAUGAUUUACUAAUCAUUAAUACUAGAGUUUGUAUUAUUAUUACUAGAAGAUAGAAAUAGUUUCCUAAACCAAUGAUUUACUUGAAUCGUUACAUUUUGUAAUUUUUUGUUGGUGAAUAGAACAUGGAGGUUUCCAACAACACAGACGCCGUCAACCUUGGCGUUGGCGAAGUAGAGGCAGAAAUAGGUGAAGAAUUGAAACAGUUAGAAGAAGGAAAAGAUUUUGACACACGCAGUGAAGUUACUAGUUCGUCGUCAACGGAAUCGAGCACACCUAGCAUAAGUUCUGGCAGUUCUAAAUCUAAAGAAAGACGGGCUAAUCGGAAACGCGUAAAAUCUGAAAGCCAUUCGCCUAUACAAAACAAACGAAGAUGUUUAACAAGCACUAGUCACAGAGUCAAAACUUAUGACUAUAUGACAAAGUUAAAUUAUUUGUUCAGAGAUACACGUUUUUUCUUGAUAAAGUCAAAUAAUGCAGAAAAUGUCACGUUGUCCAAAGCGAAAGGAGUUUGGUCAACUCUACCACAAAAUGAGGCAAAUUUGAACCAAGCUUAUAGAGAAUCACGGAAUGUAUUGUUGAUAUUUUCAGUAAAAGAAAGUGGGAAAUUUGCAGGAUUUGCUCGAUUAGGCAGCGAAUCCCGAAGGGAUGUGACACCGGUUUCUUGGGUUCUGCCACCAGGUCUCUCAGCUAAAGUUCUGGAUGGAGUUUUUAAAGUUGAUUGGAUAUGCAGAAAGGAAUUGCCUUUCAGCAGUACAUUGCAUUUGUAUAAUCCAUGGAAUGAAGGUAAACCAGUUAAAAUUGGCAGAGAUGGCCAAGAAAUAGAGCCUAAAGUUGCAGAAGAGCUUUGUAGAUUGUUCCCUGAAGAUGAAGGUAUUGAAAUGACUCCUAUAUUGCGGAAAUCUAAAGAAGCAUCUAAAAAAGGAUAUUUGAAGAGUGGUGGUAGUUUUAGAACUUAUCGUGCACCAUUGUCUUCAAGAGGGUCAAACUUCAGAAACCGUUUAAGCACAUCAUCAAGAAGCAGACGCAAAAUAUUCUCGUCACCCAGAAGUCGAUUGUCAUCAAGUUCAUAUAAAAGAAGAUCCCCAUCACCCUAUAUGCGUGAUCGGCUAUCAUCAUGGUUUGGUCGCAGCCGUGAUGGGUACAACAGCACUACCUCAGCAGCAGAAGCUUAUGUAGCUGAAUACAUGAGGUCCAUGCACCAUCAAUUACCACCAUUGUCUUACGUGCCUCCGCCUGGGUUCAGUGCAGCACUCUCACCUUAUGAUGGGAUUCCACCUCCACCUCCACCACCUCCUCCGCGAUAUUAUGAUAUAGCAGAUUAUUCACGUUCAGUGAUAGUGUACGAUAAAAGGUCAUAUGAACGUUCGGUUGAUGAGUUUUUGUGGCGUACGACUGAAAGGUCUCAUGGUCGUAGUCGUGAGCGCGAGGCUUACAGAUCGUAUCGUGACCGGCGAUAAAGCCAUAUUGACCACCGAUGUAAUGAUUUAUUUUUUAAUCAAUAAAAAAGUUGUGUAUGAACUGAGAACUUUAUUCAAUGCAAAUCUUAUAGUGCUGUGAUGAACUGUAUAAAUGUUGGAUUGGUGAAUAAUUAUUACUUAUGGACAAUGAUCUUUUAGUGUAAUAGGCCAAGAAAUGGACAUUUUGGCAAAACGUCUAUUGAUAUCAAGACCAUCUGAAGAAUGUUCACCAAGUUAUAAUAUGAACAUAUUUUUUACAGGGUACAACAUGAAUAUGAUCUUAAAGACUAUGCUGAUAGGUAUUAUGACAUGUGUAAACAACCAAAUGAAUUAUUUAUUGUAUUUUAGAACUACAUAAUUAAUAUAUUUUCAUUUAAUUUUUAAAAACAAUUGGUAAAAUAACUACACAGGUACUGUAAAUCAUAUAAAGUUAGACAACCUAAGGUUGUGUAGUCAUCUGUGAUACUAUGAUGUAACUUAUUAUUAUUAUCAAUUAUUAUAUUACAUAAGAGCGCAAAGGCUACAAAUUAUAUAUUUUUGUGUA